AGUGGCGGGGGAGGGACAGCGAGAAUGGAGAGAGAACAGGGCGCCAGAUUCAAGCGAGAGCUGAUAAACAAACUGCUUCACUUCUAUUUUAAAGAUCCCAAAACCAAAAUUAACAGCGACGCUGUCCUUAUUAUGUCUGAAAUGCUGAAAAUCUUUGUCGUAGAGGCAGCAGUAAGAGCAUGCAAACAAGCAACAACCGAGGAUUUGGAAUGCGUGGACAUUGAACAUUUUGAGAAGAUCUUACCCCAACUGCUUUUGGAUUUCUAGGACGCUUUCGAAUAGAUGCUGCCUUUAAGCUCCUGCUCAUCAAAAGUUAACAUUAAAAGAAUGGAUUUGCAGAGAAACAUGCUCAAAUGGUUAGCCACCUGCAAGCGAAUCCUCCUCCUAACUGCCUAAAGUCUGCUUGUUCAUAUUGUUUAUAUUGUUAGUAUUUAAAUACUUCACAUUGUGCAUGUUUUCAUUGUAACUUUUUGUUACAGCAAAUGUAUUAAUUAUUUCUGUAUAUUUAACAAAAGGACAUAUGUUUUGACUGUAAAUUUAAUUGAACAUUUGAAAUAAACCUUUUGUAGAUUUCUGGGAGCAUCAA
Molecule: messenger RNA, 586 nt
Organism: Callorhinchus milii (elephant shark)
Lineage: Eukaryota; Metazoa; Chordata; Chondrichthyes; Chimaeriformes; Callorhinchidae
Gene: cenpx
Product: centromere protein X
Exons: 5
Coding region: 25-267 (80 amino acids)
Biological process (GO): kinetochore assembly; resolution of meiotic recombination intermediates; DNA repair
Cellular component (GO): Fanconi anaemia nuclear complex; FANCM-MHF complex
Molecular function (GO): protein heterodimerization activity
Source: RefSeq, a predicted model, not a curated record